AUGGAAGCCUUGGUCUGUGCAUUCUCUGAGCUGCGCAUAAGAGAAGAUACAGUGAGCUGGGCCCGAGGAUGCCCCAGCCACCCCGACACGCCCCCCAACAUCUAUGAGGGGGGCCUGGGGGCCCAGCAGCAGCAGUGUCCGGGUGCCCAGGGGAGCAAGCCCAAGAACUUCAGGCUGCGCCACCUGCGCGACUUGACGCUCUACCUGCCGGCCCACAGGCAGCCCGCAGGCCAGUGUGAGAGCCACUGGCUGGGCCGGCUCCUGGCCGGGAGUGGCCUCCCACAGCCGCAGAGCAAGGCAUGGGAAGACUGGCCACGAGGAGAUCCGGGUCCAGAACACAGCCGCCACCCAGCCCUUCUGGAGGCCACGCUGCCCAGGGACAGCCUGGGAAUUAGAGAGGAACAGAAUGGAGCCUCUGAUUCCAGCAUGAACUCAGCUAAGGGUGUCCUCUCCCAGCCCGGUCCCCCUGAGGGCUUGGGGCUCAGGCCCAAGAGGUCCUGGGGGGCCCUGGAGGAGUCCAUGUGCCCAAUGUGCAAGAGAACCCGCUCUGGUGCCCUGGAGAGGCCGUGA
Messenger RNA from Elephantulus edwardii (Cape elephant shrew), 570 nucleotides. RefSeq names its product chromosome unknown open reading frame, human C16orf90 (gene CUNH16orf90). Lineage: Eukaryota; Metazoa; Chordata; Mammalia; Macroscelidea; Macroscelididae. The transcript is spliced from 3 exons. The coding region runs from base 1 to 570 and encodes 189 amino acids. The record is from RefSeq and is a predicted model, not a curated record.